Ctenopharyngodon idella (grass carp) is the source of this 2975-nucleotide messenger RNA. RefSeq names its product fem-1 homolog a (gene fem1a). The record is from RefSeq and is a predicted model, not a curated record. Lineage: Eukaryota; Metazoa; Chordata; Actinopteri; Cypriniformes; Xenocyprididae. The transcript has a single exon. The coding region runs from base 241 to 2097 and encodes 618 amino acids. Gene Ontology annotation, molecular function: protein binding.
GCGCGGCUCACGCUGUGCACUGACGGCGCGUGCGGACUACGAUACCCAUCAUUCCGAGCGGCAGUGGUAAACAGAGCUGUCAAACAACAUCAUCGACGCCAUUUCGACAACAGCCUUAAAAUGGCAGUAAAAUGCAGCGCGAGGAUCGCUCCUCAUUAAAUAAGAAGCGACGCUCGCUUCCUAUGCUCGCGAAUUUAAACGCGCUUUAACGGACAUUUGAAGACGUCACGCGCCGAGAAGAUGGAUAUCAGCACGGCGGUGUUUAACGCGGCGAGAGACGGAAAACUGAAACUCAUCCAGAAGUUGCUGAGCAACAAAAGUCCGGAGGAGCUGGAGGCGCUGGCGGAGGAGAAGACGCAGGGCGGCACGCCGCUGCUCAUCGCGUCUCGGUACGGACACCAGGAGGUUGUGGACUACCUGCUGGAGCACUGCAAGGCCAACGUGGAGCUCGGGGGCUCCGUGAACUUUGACGGUGAGACGAUCGAAGGCGCUCCGCCGCUGUGGGCGGCCUCCGCCGCGGGCCACCUGCCGGUAGUGAAGACGCUCCUGAAGCACGGCGCCUCCGUCAACAACACCACUCUGACCAACUCCACGCCGCUGCGCGCCGCCUGCUUCGACGGCCACCUGGAGAUCGUCCGCUACCUGGUGGAGCAUCGCGCUGACAUGGAGGUGGCCAAUCGGCACGGACACACCUGUCUGAUGAUCUCUUGUUACAAGGGCCACAAAGAGAUCGCCAAGUUCCUGCUGGAGCGAGGGGCCGACGUCAACCGCAAGAGCGUGAAGGGCAACACGGCUCUGCAUGACUGCGCUGAAUCCGGGAGCCUGGAGAUCAUGAAGAUGCUGCUGAAGUGUGAGGCGCGCAUGGAGCGGGACGGCUACGGGAUGACGCCGCUGCUGGCCGCCAGCGUCACCGGCCACACCAACAUCGUGGAGUACCUGGUGCACCAGCCCCGCGCCAGCCGAGAGGAGCGGAUCGAUGCGCUAGAGCUGCUGGGAGCCACGUUUGUGGACAAGAAGCGCGAUCUGCUGGGCGCCAUGCGCUACUGGAGGAGAGCGAUGGAGCUGCGGCAGGCGGGUGAGAAGGCGGGCGGAUUCCUAGCCAAACCGCCUCCGGGGCCGCCGGUGCCGGCGUACGACUGCGCCCGCGAAGUGUCCACGGCCGAGGAGCUGGAGGCGCUAAUCACCGACCCGGACGAGAUGCGCAUGCAGGCACUGCUGGUGAGGGAGCGCAUCCUCGGACCGUCGCACCCUGACACCUCCUACUACAUCCGCUACCGCGGCGCCGUCUACGCCGACUCGGGCAACUUCCAGCGCUGCAUCAGCCUGUGGAAGUACGCGCUGGACAUGCAGCAGAGCAACCUGGACCCGCUCAGCCCCAUGACGGCCAGCAGCUUCCUCUCCUUCGCCGAGCUCUUCUCCUUCGUGUUGCAGGACCGCGCCAAGGGCACCCUGUGCACCCGCGUCACCUUCCAGGACCUGAUGGGCGUUCUGGGCAAGAGCGUGCGGGAGGUUGAGCGUGCCGUGGCGCAGCGCGACAGCCCUCCGGAGGCGCCGCAGUUCACCAAAGCGCUGUCCAUCAUCCUGCACCUGGUCUUCCUGCUGGAGAAGCUGGACUGCGCUCCGGAGCAGGAGCACCACAAGCGGCAGACAGUCUAUCGGCUGCUGAAGCUGAACCCGCGGGCCCGGAGCGGCUACACGCCGCUGCACAUGGCCGUGGACAAGGACACCACGUCGGUGGGCCGCUACCCGGUGGGCCGCUUCCCGUCGCUGGCCGUGGCCAACCUGCUGCUGGAGUGCGGGGCCGACGUGGACUCCCGCGACUGCGAGAACAAUACGCCGCUGCACGUGGCCGCCGCCAACGGCUGCCCCGAGAUCAUGGCGGCGCUGAUCCGGGCCGGCGCUCACUUCGACGCCACCAACGCCCAGCGCAAGACGGCCUACGAGCUGCUGGACGAGCAGAGCAGCGGGCGACACGCGCUGCAGCCGCUCAACUACGUCACGCUGCAGUGUCUGGCGGCCCGAGCCAUCGAGAAACACAGACUUCCCUACAAAGGGCUCAUCUCAGAGGAAAUGGAGGCGUUCAUCGAGCUGCACUGACCUCACACGUGACCUCCAGCCAGAAUCCAAGCAAUAAUCCCAGAACUCGUGGUGUGAGCGCUCACCUGACUCCUGGGACGGACCGCGGACACGAGCCCUGAUCUCUCCUUUGUGUGCAGGAAGUGAACGUUUCGCCUCUUUGUGUUGGUUGCUGUUCUUUGAUUGACAGGGCUUAAUCACACAUGACAAACUGCUUAUCGAUCGCAUGCAGAGCAGUGAUGUGUCCGAUGCAAGUUGAAAUGCAAAAGCAAAACUUUUUCUAUCAGACUCUGUAGUUUCACUGUCAUAACAUGCUUUAGUUCUUCCCGUCGAUGAUCCUGAUCCUGAAGGACUUUGAAGCCCAUGGUGCCAAAUACUAGCCUUACAUGAUCAUCUUUUCUAAUGUGUGUGAUUUUAAUGUGUUUUUAUUGAGCGACUGGAAGAGUUUCCUUUCAUUUGGGGAGUGACUGUAAUAUAUAGAACUUGGCACUUUAUCCACCCUACAUGAGAACAGCUAUUUUUGAAUCGCUGAUGUUACAUUGAUAUCUAUGCAGUUUAUUAUUGGAGGUGCGUUUGGAGUGACAGAUCUGGCUGUUUUUGUGUUUUUUCUCUGCAGGCUUAUGUGAAAAGCUUCAUAUGCGUUGCAGUCUUAUACUAAUUGCCUUUAAGUUUAUUUCUUCUUGGUAAGACUUCGUAUGGCUGAGGUGAUUUUUUUUUUUUUUUGCCGUCUGUCAUUGUAAAUGCCACCCGAAUGAAAGCACUUUGAAAAUGUUAACACUUUGUUUAACCUCUUAAACCAGAGACUUCAGAAACUACAACUGAUUUGGUUAAUUUAAGACAAUUUACUACAAGACAAAAAAGUGUGUGGAGAUGCCUGAAUAAAACUCAAGUGUCCCAUC